This is a messenger RNA of Drosophila hydei, 3145 nucleotides long. It is a transcript of the gene pav, whose product is annotated as kinesin-like protein KIF23. The transcript has 6 exons. NCBI's taxonomy places the organism in Eukaryota, Metazoa, Arthropoda, Insecta, Diptera, Drosophilidae. The record is from RefSeq and is a predicted model, not a curated record. Gene Ontology annotation, biological process: microtubule-based movement. Gene Ontology annotation, molecular function: ATP binding; microtubule binding; microtubule motor activity. Gene Ontology annotation, cellular component: nucleus; microtubule; kinesin complex. The coding region runs from base 299 to 2977 and encodes 892 amino acids.
CUGUGAUAAUAAGUGCAAUUAGCAUUUGUUUAAUAAAUUAAAAUCAUAAAUUUAACCUGAUUCAGAUGGAGAUAUAUUUUAUUAUAUAUCGAAAAUACAACUUUGCCCCGUACGCAGUUUUGAGACACGUGAAGUUGGCAGCGAACGCAAAUUGCAGAAAAUAAGAGGAAGAAUAAGCGUGGCGUCUAUGUGGGCGCAAGCAUUUGAAGCUAACGAGCCAAGAUUCCGUUGAAUGUAUAGUAAAUUUCGACAGGUUUAAUAAUAGUGCGGCUGUAAUAAAAUAAUAAAAUCUAUCAAAAUGAAAGCAAUGGCCCGUGUUCCACAGCGCGUACCCAAGACACCACGCCAAAUGCAGGGACAAAUGCAGUCAGAGAAGCGGCGGGACGUGUCCAACAAACAACAGGACCCGGUGACUGUGUUCUGCCGUGUGCGCCCACUGCAAUCGGAGGGUGAUUUGACCUGCCUUCGUGUUAAGAAUGCGACCACAAUUGCGCUCACUCCGCAGGAUCAACUGCUGCAGCAUCAUCAGAAGCAACAAAAUGGCGCUCAACGCGAGUUGCAAUACAUCUUUAACCAUGUCUUUCAGCCAGAUGCCAAUCAGCAAGAAGUGUUCACGGCUGUCGCCCAGCCGCUUGUCGAGAAUCUGGUGCGUGGUCGGAAUAGUUUGCUCUUUACCUACGGUGUCACUGGCAGCGGAAAAACCUACACAAUGACGGGAAAUUCGCGACAUCGUGGAGUAAUGCCUCGUUGUCUAGAUUUGUUGUUCCGCACAAUAUCUGACCAUCAGGCAAAGAAGUUUGUCUUCAAGCCGGAUCGCUUGAAUGGCUUUGAGAUACUUUCGGAAGAGGAUGCUCUGCUCGAGCGACAACAGGAGAUGAAUCAAAGAUUUGCAGGUGCCGGUCGUUUUGCCUUUCGACGCAAGGAUUCAGAUUCAGAAAUCGCAUCACAAGCCUCAGUGGAGCCAACGCCGUUGACCGUGCUCGACGAGGAUAACAUGUACUCGGUGUUCAUUACCUAUGUGGAGAUGUACAACAAUAGUGUCUACGAUCUGCUCGAGGAUUCCGCCGUGCAGAAAUCCUUGCAGUGUAAAAUCAUACGUGAGGAUGCUCAUCAUCAGAUGUUCGUGCAUGGCGUUACCGAAGUGGAGGUCAAGACAGUGGAGGAUGCUCUCGAGGUCUUUCAAAUGGGUCAAAAGCGCAAGCGCAUGGGCAACACAAUUCUUAAUGCAGAGUCGAGUCGCAGUCAUUCAGUAUUCAAUAUUCGACUUGUCCAAGCGCCCACCGAUUGCCAAGGCGAACGCGUGAUCCAGGACAAGCACACGAUCACAGUCAGCCAGCUGUCACUGGUCGAUUUAGCGGGCAGUGAACGCUCAUCCCGUACGAAGAACACGGGCGUACGUCUUCGCGAAGCUGGCAACAUUAACAAUUCGCUGAUGACACUUCGAACUUGCCUCGAAUAUCUGCGCGAAAAUCAACAGCUGGCUCCAAAUGUGCCCGCAAAGAAGAUACCAUAUCGUGACUCGAAGAUCACGCACAUGUUCAAGAACUACUUUGACGGCGAGGGCCAGGUGUCCAUGAUUGUCUGCAUCAAUCCACGCAUUGAGGACUACGAUGAGAAUAUGCAAGUCAUGAAGUUUGCUGAAAUGACGCAAGAGGUGCAAAUAGCGCGUGCCACUCCAAUGAAACCAGAUCUCGGUCUUACGCCCGGUCGCCGCAAGGCUAACAAACUAUUUAAGAUUGCAGUUAACAAUCUGAAUGAACUGGGCAUACCUGAGGCCAAGCACUUAGAGAUGGACGUGGGUCUGGUUUAUAGCUUGGGUGCCGACUUUCCGCACUAUCAAAUGGACAGUCCGGAGGCCGCAUGCAAGAUACAGGAACUAAUGGAGUACCUGGAACAGCGCAUUGAUAAGCGACGCAAAUUGCGCGCUAAUAUGGACAUUAAAUGUGACAAUUUUCGUCAGCUGCUCAUGAAUCUGGAUCGGGACAAUUUGCAGCUGCGCACAGAGUUGGCCUCUAUGAAGGCUGUCUACAAACAGGAACGCGAACGAAGUGCCGCUUUGGAGAACAAGGUGCGCAUACAUGAGAGCUCUAUUGAUGUGCUAAACAACACGCUAAGCAAACGGGAGCGCCAGAUCCAGGAGCUCAGCCAAAAGCUAAGCGAACAGGAGCAUCUGGUUACGCAAAAGGAGCAGGAGAAGGAGAAGCAAAAGAAGAAGUACAAUUCAAAGCUGGCAGUUGAAUCGGAUAAGAAUAAACGUGAAUUCGAUAUGAAACUGCGCGAACAACGCGCCAAAAUGCAGGAGCGUAUGCGCAUCAAGGACGAGAAAUUGCGUUUGGUUUCCAAUAUUUUGCAAUCCGAGGAUGUGCCCAGUUUGCCGCGUUCCCAGAGCUCAGAGAAUCUGCUGAAUGACAAGGAUCGCGGAGGCUUUACCACGCGCACAGAGUCCACAGCACCACCAACGACACGCACAGACAUCUAUUCAACGCCGAGACAUGGCUUGGCAGCUGCCAAUAAUAGGCAUCGCAGAUCCCGCUCUGCCGGCGACAAAUGGCUGGAGCAUCGUGCCGCAAAUCCCGUGCCACUUGGCACCAUUAUGCAGCCAUAUCUGAAGAAUCGCAAAUCGGUUACGAAACUAACAGACAUGAAGGAGUUAACAGGUCAUGGAGCUAACAAAUAUUGUCUCGUCGCCCAGGAGGCGGACACCGAUGGCGAUGUGGAGACGAAACUCUACAAAGGCAAUGUAAUACCCACUUGCGGUGGUGGUGCUCAAGUGGUAUUCGAUGAUGUUGAGUGCCUAAAGCAAAAGUCACCCGUCCAUUCGCCCACUCGUAAACGGCCAAGCAAUGGCAAUUUGUCGGCCUCAGCGUUUGGUGGCCAUUUACCGACGAGCACCACGGGCCUGACAUCCGUACAGGAUGUUGCUUCGCGUUGCAACUUGGGCAUCGAGGGGCACAGCAGCAAGAAGUCCAAGAUGUAAACGAUAUACCCUAACAUACACGUAUUUUUAAAACAUUAUAUCAAAUGUUUUGCUUUCCAGUCAGUUAUGUAUUAUAACUAAGUCUCCAUUUAUAAGUUGAAUCAUCAAUGAAGUGAUUUGUUUUAAGUACACGAACACAAUUAAAGAAGUCAGUUAUAGAAUUAAGAA